AGUUUCUUGUCCCUCCGCGCGGCCCGUUCUGCCUCCGCUCCUGAGACCUUUGGGCUGACGUGUCUGCAGUUUGUCGGCAGCUCGGCGAGUAGGGCCGAGAUGGCGGACGCCUGGGAAGAGAUCAGGCGGUUGGCGGCUGACUUCCAAAGGGCGCAGUUCGCAGAGGCCACACAGAGGUUGUCAGAGCGGAACUGCAUUGAGAUUGUAAAUAAAUUGAUUGCUCAGAAGCAGCUAGAAGUAGUUCACACACUUGAUGGGAAAGAAUAUAUUACUCCAGCCCAAAUUAGUAAAGAAAUGAGAGAUGAGCUACAUGUUCGAGGUGGUCGUGUGAACAUUGUUGAUCUGCAACAGGUAAUUAAUGUGGAUCUGACUCAUAUUGAAAAUAGAGUUGGUGACAUCAUUAAAUCAGAAAAACAUGUUCAACUAGUGUUGGGACAAUUGAUAGAUGAGAACUAUUUGGAUCGGUUAGCAGAAGAGGUAAAUGAUAAAUUACAAGAAAGUGGUCAGGUAACCAUAUCAGAACUAUGUAAAACCUAUGAUCUUCCUGGAAACUUUCUGACACAGGCACUAACUCAGCGACUAGGUAAAAUUAUUAAUGGACACAUUGAUCUUGAUAACAGAGGAGUAAUAUAUACUGAAGCUUUUGUAGCUAGACAUAAAGCACGCAUCCGUGGGCUGUUCAGUGCUAUUACCCGGCCUACACCAGUGAAUUCUUUGAUUUCAAAAUAUGGAUUUCAGGAACAACUUCUUUACUCUGUUCUUGAGGAACUUGUUAAUAGUGGACGCUUACGAGGCACCGUGGUUGGUGGAAGACAGGAUAAGGCGGUGUUUGUCCCUGACAUUUACUCCAGAACACAAAGUACUUGGGUAGAUUCUUUUUUCAGGCAGAAUGGCUAUCUAGAAUUUGAUGCUUUGUCCAGACUUGGAAUCCCAGAUGCUGUGAGUUACAUAAAGAAAAGAUAUAAGACUAUACAGCUCUUGUUCUUAAAAGCAGCUUGUAUUGGUCAAGGACUUGUGGAUCAGGUGGAAGCAUCAGUAGAGGAAGCCAUCAGCUCUGGAACAUGGGUUGAUAUUGCUCCUCUGCUACCCAGUUCCUUGUCAGUUGAAGAUGCUGCGAUACUGCUUCAACACCUGUUGAGAGCACUCAGCAAACAGACUUCAGCUGUAGUCUUUAGUGACACUGUUGUAGUCAGUGAAAAAUUUAUAAAUGACUGUGUAGAAUUGUUCAGUGAACCGAUGCACCAAAAAGCUGAAAAGGAAAUGAAAAAUAAUCCUGUUCAUUUAAUCACUGAAGAAGAUUUGAAACAAAUCUCCAGUUUAGAAAGCACUAAUACAAAUAAAAAAGAUAAAAAAGAUGAACGAAGGAGGAAAGCAACAGAGGGCAGUGGAAGUGUGAGAGGAGGAGGUGGUGGCAAUGCCAGAGAGUACAAAAUUAAAAAAAUCAAGAAGAAAGGAAGAAAAGAUGACGAUAGUGAUGAUGAGUCAUCUCACACUGGAAAGAAGAAACCAGAGAUCACUUUUAUGUUCCAAGAUGAGAUUGAAGAUUUUUUAAGAAAACAUUUACAAGAUGCCCCUGAGGAGUUUAUUUCUGAACUUGCCGAGUACUUAAUAAAACCACUAAAUAAAACUUAUCUUGAAGUGGUACGUUCAGUAUUCAUGUCUUCAACUUCUUCUGCCUCUGGAACUGGCAGAAAGCGCACAAUCAAGGACUUGCAAGAAGAGGUUUCAAACCUUUACAAUAAUAUUCGAUUAUUUGAAAAAGGGACCAAGUUCUUCACAGAUGAUACCCAGGCUGCUCUUACCAAGCACUUACUGAAGACAGUAUGUACUGAUAUCACUAAUCUCAUUUUCAACUUCUUAGCUUCGGAUUUAAUGAUGGCAGUGGACGAUCCUGCAACCAUUACAAGUGAAGUAAGAAAAAAAAUUCUAAGUAAAUUGUCAGAAGAAACUAAAGUAGCUCUCUCAAAACUCCAUAGCUCUCUGAAUGAAAAGAGCAUAGAAGACUUUCUUUCUUGCCUGGAUUCUGCAGCAGAAGCUUGUGAUAUUAUGUUGAAAAGGGGAGACAAAAAAAGGGAAAGGCAGAUACUGUUCCAGCAUCGACAAGCACUGACUGAACAACUAAAAGUCACAGAAGAUCCUGCUCUUAUUCUGCACCUCACAUCAGUUCUAUUGUUUCAGUUCUUGACCCACAGCAUGCUUCAUGCACCCGGAAGAUGUGUCCCACAGAUCAUUGCUUUCCUGAGUAGUAAAAUUCCAGAGGAUCAGCAUACCCUUUUAGUAAAGUAUCAAGGUUUGGUUGUAAGGCAUUUACUUAGUCAGAAUAAGAAGACUGGGCAGGGAGAAAAUUCCUUGAGUGAUGAAUUAGACAAAGAACAAGAAGAUAUCACAAAUACUACUCGUAAAGAGCUUCAAGAACUUUCUUCAUCCAUUAAAGACCUUGUUCUCAAAUCGAGGAAAUCAUCAAUGACAGAAGAAUAAUGAUUUUAAUUUACUUAAUGUUGUAUAGUAGACAUUUUUUGCCCAAAGUUAAAGGUGAGUGGUUACCAAAAAAAAUAAUCAUUUCACAAGCCUCAGUCCCCUUAAUAGCACCUCCCACAUUCACGGUUUAGUUAAAACAGUAGCAUUGCAUUCACUGUAAAUCUUAUAAAAAUGUGAAUUUUUGUAAAUUGAGUUCUCCAUGGAAGAUUUCUUUUUCACAUUAUAAUUCUAAAAAUUAUACAUUUCAUGUUUAUUUUCUUUUUAGAUGCUGAAUGAAGAAUAAAUUCUCUGAUAUUUUUCAUUUCUAGGAAAGGGCUCAUUUGUUGUGUUAUUGGAUUUCAAGUGACAUUAUUAUAUUUACACACAUUAGGCAGAAACUUAAAAAAAAAGCCCUUGGUGUCAGAAAUGAAAAGAGUGUAUUUUAAAAUUUAACGGAGAAUAUUUCAAACCUAAAAUACCAAAAUUUGCAAGAUAUUAUUACUAAGCCUUUACUUAUAGAGGGCCUCUCAUCUCCCCACAGGAGUGAACUUUUUUGUGGCUGAGGGUUUCAGGAUUACCUUUACAGGUGCAAAAGGACACCAGAGGGGCCCAUGCAUUGCUGCACCCUGUUCUAAAAUAAGAUACUAAUAAUAUUUAGAGAAAAAAUAUAAUUUACUACUCAUAGGAAUGUCACAUUAUAAUAACUAAAAAUUUAAUACAGAUAGUUUUCUUUAACUCAGUUUUCAUUUCCAGAUUUCAUUUUUUAUAUCACUAGUUACUCUAGCACCCUAUACUAUGCUGUAGGAGUAUCUAUAAGUACAUUUAAAUCAUUGAAACUUUUUUUUCAAAAUUGAAACCCUUAUUAAAAAGUAAGUAUUCUUGGAGUUCCCAUUGUGGGCUCAGCAGUAAGGAACCCAACUAGUAAUCCUAACAGUGUGGGUUCGUUUGGUAUCUGGCCUCACUCAGUGGGUUAAGGAUCUGGUGUUGCCAUGUCACAGAUGCAGCUCUCAGAUCUGGCAUUGCUGUGGCAUAGGCUUGGCAGUUCAGUCCCUGUCCUGGGAAUGUCCAUAUGUCACAGGUGCAGCCUAAAAAGCAAAAAGUAUUCUUGUUUUGUUAAGAUCAGUAGUUAAAAGGAACUAAAAUAGUUCCUUAGAGUAAUCAUUUCAGCCAAAUGAGCUUGAAGCAACAAUUUAUUGUGUACCAAAAAAGAACUUAAUUAUUUAAAAUCUCAAAUAUUAAAAAAACUUUUAUAUAAUUCCUUAUAACUAUGUUUUGAAAUGUUUGAAUACAAAGAUCAGUCUACCUCUAAUUCUAGACAAAGUAUUAAUAUUGACUGAAGUUAAUUUGCUAAGCUUUAUUAAAGUUGAUGGGAAUAUAAGAAAUUUAAAAAUAUUUUCUACUUGUAAUUUUCUAUUAAUAUAUUUUCUUAGGGGCAAAGGAAAAAAAAAGUGACAAAUCCUCUGUGACCAUAAACUCCAAAUAGUUUUAUUUAUUGAUUUAGCUUCCAAAAUGUUGAACACAAAACCUCAUUUUUUUAUUCACUCUUUAAGGACCUUAUCACUUAUGUUUCAAGAGAUACCAAAGUAAUCCACAUUUGUGUAAAACUAGGUCAUAGAAAAUGAAGCAGCUAAAAAAACCAUACUGUCCUAUUUUGUCUGCAUUAAAUUUUAUCAAAAUGGUUCUUAUUUUUCCACAGUAAAUAAGAGCAGUUUAUUGUUCUUGUAAAUAAAAUUAUGUAGCUGAUUUUGUAUGUAAAAAUCUAAUUUCAUUAAUAAUAUCAAAAUUGUUAAAAAAUUAUCUACUAUGAUCUUAAUGGGCAGAUUUAAGGAUGUUAUUUAAAAUAAAAUUACCUUGUGGUUUCUGUUAAAUUUUA
Messenger RNA from Phacochoerus africanus (Common warthog), 4330 nucleotides. It is a transcript of the gene UFL1, whose product is annotated as UFM1 specific ligase 1. Gene Ontology annotation, cellular component: endoplasmic reticulum membrane. The coding region runs from base 100 to 2478 and encodes 792 amino acids. Gene Ontology annotation, biological process: regulation of proteasomal ubiquitin-dependent protein catabolic process; protein K69-linked ufmylation; response to endoplasmic reticulum stress. Lineage: Eukaryota; Metazoa; Chordata; Mammalia; Artiodactyla; Suidae. The transcript has 19 exons. The record is from RefSeq and is a predicted model, not a curated record. Gene Ontology annotation, molecular function: UFM1 ligase activity.